Molecule: messenger RNA, 674 nt
Organism: Selaginella moellendorffii
Lineage: Eukaryota; Viridiplantae; Streptophyta; Lycopodiopsida; Selaginellales; Selaginellaceae
Product: auxin-responsive protein SAUR50
Exons: 1
Coding region: 32-433 (133 amino acids)
Biological process (GO): response to auxin
Source: RefSeq, a predicted model, not a curated record
UCUCCACUUUGAAACGAGAAAAGUUUUGGCAAUGGCAAGACUUGUAUCGAUCCUCAGAAAGGCGCUCUCAUCGAGCAAGCUACCAAGGAGCUACAGCAGCAAUGGCUCCUCGAGCGGAUUCUCCAGCGACAGUAGCAGUGACUGCGAAGGCAGCCUCAACUUUGCUCCUCCAAAUGUCCCGCAGGGAAGCUUUGCAGUGUAUGCCGGCGAGGAGAGGCGCCGGUUCUUGGUUAGAAUGGAGCACCUCAAUCACCCCCUCUUCAGAGCGCUCCUGGAGAAAGCUGCCGAGGAGUACGGCUUUGAUCAUGCGGGAGCUCUCAGCAUUCCGUGCGAGGCUGUUCUGUUCGAGCACGUACUUUGGCUGCUCAACAACAAUGACGCUCAAGCCAGGCAGCUGGAGCUCGACGAGCUUCUCCAAUUCUACUCGUCUUGAUCAUCAUCGAUCGAAAGGGAGAAAAAUCAGAAAAGUGGAAGAGUUUAGAAGGGCGAGCUUGUCGGUCGAUCUGAUUCAAAGCUUGUUUGGAUCGAUCGAUUCUCGCGGAGGAGUUCUUCUCCUUUUUUUUCGAUUAAAAUUUAGUUAGCUAGUUCAUCUUCUUCGUCUCCUUCUAGACAGUGACAAGUUCUUCGUCUAGAUCCUGCUGACGUACAAAGUUUGGCCUCCGGGUAAAUUCCGG